ACAGUGAGGCCGAAGCUGCGAAAAUCGGAAAUGGCGUCUCCUUCUUCCGCGAAGAAACUUCUGCUACUGAGAAGAACAAUAUGGAGAGCUUUCAGGCCUCCGCUUCCGUCGUUCUCUGCAACACGACGGUCGUAUCUGUUUUCUUCAUCAUUGUCUUCUAUGUAUAAUUAUGUUCUAGAACCUUCGAGUUUCAGCUCCAAAUCAUUUGUGAUUAACCCUUCUAGUAGCUUCUGUUCCCAGACGCCUCCUCUCAAUGAAGGAUCUCAAGGUCCGACCACCAUCGAUUACCGUUUGCAGCUGGCAGAAGAUGAGUAUCACAGACUUGCUAAUUCCACUAUCCAUGACCUUCUUGAGAAGUUGGAGGAAUAUGGUGAUUUAGUAGAUAUUGAUGGUUUUGAUGUUGAUUAUGGGAAUGAGGUUCUGACAUUGAAGCUUGGUAGUUUGGGAACCUAUGUAAUAAACAAACAAACACCUAAUAGGCAAAUUUGGAUGUCAUCGCCAGUGAGUGGUCCAUCGAGAUUUGAUUGGGACCAGAAUUCGGAAGCCUGGAUUUACAGGCGAACCAAAGCAAAGUUGAACCAAGUUUUAGAAACAGAACUGGGAAACCUCUGCGGGAUGCCCAUCAAACUAAGUUAAGUUAUCAACGACCUCCCUGUCUUCCUUCAUCAUCACUAACCUUCAUGUUCAAUCUACCUGGUUGUGUGUCCGGGCUUGCUUGGACUGUAAUUCCACAAUCAGUGUUACUUGGUUCCAACAAGAUGCCCUUGUUACAUGGGCCCUGGUAGAGUACAAGGAUAUGUUGCUGUACUAAAAUAACCAAAAGAGCCCCCGCUCAACGGGCGUCGGUUUGAUCUAAAUUUAUGUAAUUGUUACGGAGUAAUUUGUUUGUAUAAUAACCAAAGAAACAGAAACCAUGCUGAAAAGACUCCACUAGUUGUUAGCUUCACAGCUCAGACAACACAAUAAAAUCAUUACUUCUGCCACA
Messenger RNA from Ipomoea nil (Japanese morning glory), 985 nucleotides. RefSeq names its product frataxin, mitochondrial-like. Gene Ontology annotation, molecular function: 2 iron, 2 sulfur cluster binding; iron chaperone activity; ferrous iron binding. The transcript is spliced from 5 exons. Gene Ontology annotation, biological process: iron incorporation into metallo-sulfur cluster; intracellular iron ion homeostasis. The coding region runs from base 31 to 636 and encodes 201 amino acids. Lineage: Eukaryota; Viridiplantae; Streptophyta; Magnoliopsida; Solanales; Convolvulaceae. The record is from RefSeq and is a predicted model, not a curated record. Gene Ontology annotation, cellular component: mitochondrion.